This is a messenger RNA of Pteropus alecto (black flying fox), 2178 nucleotides long. RefSeq names its product chromosome unknown CXorf56 homolog (gene STEEP1). The record is from RefSeq and is a predicted model, not a curated record. NCBI's taxonomy places the organism in Eukaryota, Metazoa, Chordata, Mammalia, Chiroptera, Pteropodidae. The transcript is spliced from 7 exons. The coding region runs from base 67 to 735 and encodes 222 amino acids.
GCUAUUACGUCAUUUAGGCGCAACCCUUAUUUUUGGCGUGGAGUUUGUGGGCCUCUCCUUUGAACCAUGCCUAAAGUUGUGUCCCGAUCGGUCGUGUGCUCUGACACCCGGGAUCGGGAGGAGUAUGACGACGGCGAGAAGCCCCUCCACGUCUACUACUGUUUGUGCGGCCAGAUGGUCCUGGUGCUGGACUGUCAGUUGGAGAAAUUGCCCAUGAGGCCCCGGGAUCGGUCCCGGGUGAUUGAUGCUGCUAAACACGCUCACAAGUUUUGUAACACAGAAGAUGAGGAAACUAUGUAUCUUCGCAGACCUGAAGGCAUUGAACGACAGUACAGGAAGAAAUGUGCAAAGUGUGGACUUCCACUCUUCUACCAGUCCCAGCCGAAGAAUGCUCCUGUGACCUUCAUUGUGGAUGGAGCGGUAGUCAAGUUUGGCCAGGGUUUUGGGAAAACGAAUAUAUAUACUCAGAAGCAAGAGCCUCCUAAAAAGGUGAUGAUGACCAAACGGACUAAAGACAUGGGCAAGUUUAGCUCUGUCACUGUGUCUACUAUCGAUGAAGAGGAGGAGGAGAUUGAGGCUAGGGAAGUUGCUGACUCGUAUGCGCAAAAUGCCAAAGUGAUUGAAAAACAGCUGGAGCGCAAAGGCAUGAGCAAAAGGCGGCUGCAAGAGCUGGCUGAGUUGGAAGCCAAGAAAGCGAAAAUGAAGGGGACCUUGAUUGACAACCAGUUCAAAUGAUCAGGACCAUUCUCUGAACCCAGGCGAAGGCAAGCAUUUAGACCAGGAGGCAAAAGAACUUUUUCUUGACUGCAUGGACUGGCUCCUACCUUUAUGCUCCGACAUGAGGUUUUAUGUUACCUCCUACAUUCAGUGAGGUCUUUGAGUCCAUCUAAUCUGCUUUCUAGAGAUGGAUUUUUCUAAAUCUUUCUGAAUAUGGGUCUUCUAUACUAUUUUUGUCCACUUGAUAUAAACUUCUUCAGCUAUGUAGAAACACUAUGAAUAGAUCAGUGCUGGAAUAUCUCUAGCUUCUAAAGUAGCUGUUUUUAUUCCUUCUUCAAAGUUAGUACAAUGUGUAAAGAUUUUUGAAAAAAAAUAUUGUGAUGCAUCGUAGAAAAAGGUAGCAUGGAUUAUAUUUAAAGUUACAGCAGGUUAGAUGCUUUUAAGUAACUGUCUUUCUUCUUAGACUGGCAGGUAUCGGCUAUGUUUUGACUCUCUAUUGUCAGAGAAAAAUCCAUAAAAAGGCAGAAUCUGCAUAAAGCCUCCUUUGCUUCAGAUAUGAGAGCUAUAGGUGAGCCAUCCUUUAUCAGACUUUGCACUUAAAGUAGAAAAGAUGGAUUGAAGUAAGGGGAUAGGAUAGCUGAGAUGUGAAUGAAAAUGGAGCCUCAGUGAGCAACAUAAAACAGCUACCAUCCUGUCAAGCAGCUAAGAAUACUGCUUCCAUGUGUAUGUGCAUGGAAGAAAGAUAUUAUAGAGUAAGAAAUGAUGCUGAGAUAUAUAAAAGCAUCUGUUGAGUAUCUUUUAUUUCACGUUUGCUAUUUGUGGAAGAGUCUUUUAUAUAAGUAUUUAAUGUCAUGCCGCUUCAGUGAUAGCCAUAUGUAGUGUUUGAAUUCAUGUUUAAUCUGUUCACCUAUAUUACAAGGUAUUGGGGCAGGAAGAGUGUUUUAACCUCCUUAUAUUAUCUAUAGUGGAUUGCACUUAGUAGGUGCCCAAGAUAUGUAUGUGAGAUGCUGUUGGUAAAUCCUAGGGCAUUUUUCUUUACUUUUUUUCUGAUUUUCUUAUUUGGAAGGAAGAGUAGGUUAGAGUGGGAGUAGAUGUGAACUAGCAAGAACUGGGAGAAAGGGGUGGAGGUCCUGGGAAAGCCCAGAGUGGUACCAUCCAUCUUCCCAGUCAUUCACCUGCAUUCAGUGAGGUCUUUGCAACUGAGUCUUAUUCUCCACCUCAUUUUCUGUUAGGCAUCAUGUGGAUAAACAACCAUAACCACCACACAAUUCCUUGACCUCAACUCCAAACAAUGACCUUUACCUUUACCUUCAUGCCACUUUAGCUACAAACUGCCUUGUCCAAGGCUGGUUGUCAUCUACACCACCUCUGAAAUCCAAUAUUCCGUUCUCUGCCCACAGCCUCUUAUUAUUGCUACUCUCAUACUCUCACUUCCACUAAACCUGUUUGGUUUUGUUUUUA